Molecule: messenger RNA, 2069 nt
Organism: Annulohypoxylon truncatum
Lineage: Eukaryota; Fungi; Ascomycota; Sordariomycetes; Xylariales; Hypoxylaceae
Product: P-loop containing nucleoside triphosphate hydrolase protein
Exons: 3
Coding region: 117-2009 (630 amino acids)
Molecular function (GO): ATP hydrolysis activity; ATP binding
Source: RefSeq, a predicted model, not a curated record
GCGGGGUAGAUUUCUUCAGUUUCCUCCUAUUCGAUCAUUUCGAUCACCGCCGUCCGCCAUCUCCUUUUUAUUCCCUCGGUCGGUAAUAGACAAAAUAAGAGUUAAAAAGCAUCAAGAUGGUUUCUGCAUCCAAGGAAAAGCGUCUCGCCAAGAAGGCCGCUGAGGGCAAGGGCGAGAAGAAGACCCUCGUCUCUCGUUCUAAGGCUGGCUCUAAGACCGCAUCCAAGAACGCAAGCGCUGCCGGUUCCGUCGCCGGCGAUGACACCCCUCCCGAUCUCGACGAUGUCCCAGCAACCGAUGACAGGAAGAUGGAAAAGGCUAAGGCCAUGUCAAACCAGAUGGAUAAGGAUGGAUUAUCUGACCGCAUCACCACCGGUGUCCUCUCAUCCGUACCCACCAGCAGGGACGUCAAGAUUAUCAGUGCCAGUUUAACCUUCCACGGUCGUGUGCUCCUUAACGAAACGGACCUCGAACUCUCAUUCGGACGCCGAUACGGAUUGCUUGGUGAAAACGGUUGCGGUAAGAGUACCUUGCUUAAGGCUAUUGCUGCGCGAGAGUACCCAAUCCCGGAUCAUGUCGAUAUCUACCUCCUGAAUGAAGGUGCCCCACCUUCUGAUCUUGGUGCUCUCGAGUGGGUUCUCAAGGAGGCUGAGAAAGAGAUGGACCGUCUCGACAGAUUAGCAGAACAGCUUCUCGAGGACGAGGGCCCUGACAGCCCCGUACUGAUGGAUGUCUAUGAGCACAUGGACAAGAUGGAUCCUUCGACUUUCGCCACCCGAGCUUCCCUUAUCCUGACUGGUCUCGGCUUCAACAAGAUCACCAUCAACAAGAAAACCAAGGAUAUGUCUGGUGGUUGGCGUAUGCGUGUCGCCCUUGCCAAGGCGCUAUUCGUUAAGCCGACCUUGCUACUUCUUGACGACCCGACUGCUCACUUGGAUCUCGAAGCCUGUGUGUGGCUAGAAGAGUACAUGAAGAAGUGGGAGCGAACACUCAUCUUGGUUUCUCACUCGCAGGAUUUCCUUAACGGCGUGUGUACCAACAUGAUCGACAUGCGAAAGCAGCAGCUCAUGUACUAUGGUGGUAACUUUGACUCUUACAACAAGACUCGCAAGGAACAGGAGGUCAACCAGAUGACCGCCUACAAGAAGCAACAGGAAGAAAUCAAGCACAUCAAGGAGUUCAUUGCCAGUGCUGGUACUUACGCCAACUUGGUGCGACAGGCCAAGUCCCGACAGAAGAUUCUCGACAAGAUGAUUGCGGACGGACUCAUCGAGGAGGUCAAGGAGGAGAGGGAAUUCAAGUUCCGCUUCACUGAUGUUGAAAAGCUUCCCCCUCCGGUUCUGUCCUUCGACGACGUCACCUUCUCGUACUCGGGCGAGGCUAAGGAUGAUCUGUACCGCAACAUUGAUCUCGGUUUUGAUAUGGAUUCUCGAACGGCCCUAGUCGGUCCCAAUGGUGUCGGCAAGAGUACCCUAUUACGUCUGAUGACUGGAAAGCUUUCCCCGACUUCAGGCUCUGUUCGUCGCCACACACAUCUCAAGCUCGGCAUGUAUUCUCAGCACAGCGCCGAGCAGCUCGACUUGACCAAGAGCGCUUUGGAUUUCGUUCGUGACAAGUACCGCGACAAGUCACAGGACUACCAAUACUGGCGACAGUGCCUUGGCAGAUACGGAGUAUCUGGUCCUGUACAGACCGCUAUUAUGGGCACUCUAUCCGAAGGCCAAAAGAGUCGAAUUGUGUUCGCCCUGCUUGCCAUCGAUUCACCCAACAUGCUUCUCCUCGACGAGCCUACAAACGGUUUGGAUAUUCCCACCAUCGACGCCUUGGCAGAUGCCAUCGACAACUUCACCGGUGGUGUGAUUGUGGUUUCGCACGACUUCAGAUUGCUCGACAAGAUUGCCAAGCAAAUUCUUGUGUGCGAGAACCGAACCAUUAAGCCAUGGGAGGGCACGAUAGGAGAAUACAAGAACUAUCUUCGCAAGAAGAUGUUGGCUUCCGGCGCAGUCUAAGAUACCCCUCCACCUUUUGCAAUCGGUCUAGAGGGUUAUGCGAACGGCGUUGUUCGCAGC